Molecule: messenger RNA, 2590 nt
Organism: Pimephales promelas (fathead minnow)
Lineage: Eukaryota; Metazoa; Chordata; Actinopteri; Cypriniformes; Leuciscidae
Product: B-cell scaffold protein with ankyrin repeats
Biological process (GO): negative regulation of B cell activation; negative regulation of phosphatidylinositol 3-kinase/protein kinase B signal transduction; B cell activation
Molecular function (GO): signaling receptor binding; protein tyrosine kinase binding
Source: RefSeq, a predicted model, not a curated record
CAUUCAGACACCUGUGCCUCCAUGACACGGAAACUAGCAGAGCGUGGAGAUAUUAGUCGGAGUGCACAAAGGGACCGUUGUUUGAUCAAACAUCCUCACCAUUAUAGAACACAGCAGCACACAUCGAUGCAGAUAGAGAGAUGAGCAACACAUCGGAAGAUCUCCUGAUCAUCUAUGAGGCGGAGGCAGAGCAGUGGGCAUCGUACCUGCGCUUCCAGCUGACAGGCCCAAUCCCUGAGACUGGUAUUUGUUGUUAUGAUAUUGCUAUGGUGACCAGUCGCCAGGAUGACUUCUUGAGAUUGGGAAAGUACAAAUGUAAGCUGCUUAUCCUGUCGCGUGGCAUGCUGGAGGGGCUAUGCCAGCUCCGGCGGUUCUUUCUGGCUCGUGUCUUGCGACCGGAGACCCGUGUGGUAAUUCUCCUGUGUGGGGUGGAGAGCCUGGAUCCUCUGCUGGAGCUAGUUCCAGUGAAGGGGGAGAAGUGCCUCCAGAUCUCCAGCGAACAGGACCCCCAGGACUAUCGAUUGGCUGUAGCAGAGAUUGUACACAGAGGUAUACAGACAGCAGCAGUGGAUGGAAGAUCAGUCCAGGAGUUGAAAGUAGAGAAGAAACUGUCUAGUUGUACUCUUGGCGCUAAUGAGACUUUAUUGGUCCUACCCAGCCGUGUACCAUGUGAGAAUCCAGGAAAGGUAUUCAUUCUUCUGCAGGAGAUCAUGGCCUGCAAAGAUGCUGAGGUUGAGUUCAGUGGGAACAAGCAGAGAGUGAGAGUGAAGCCUGUGAAUUGGAAUGAGAGCACACUGAGUGUCACUGCACCUGAUUUUACUGCUGGAGAGGUGAUUGUGACACUUUACAGUAAAGGCCAGUUUAAAGGCAAUGCCUGCAUACAAUACUACACUAUCAUGGGAGACAUUGCCCAAUUCCUACAGCAGGCUGCAGAUCCUGUGAAGUUUAUGUGCCAGGCCUUUCAGGUGUCUUCCUUGGAAAAGCUGGAUCAAAUUCUAGCUUCUUGUCUGGUCAAGAAAAUGCCGACAGGAGGUUUCCAUGGCCUACAGUGUGAUCAGUCUCCUGCUGCGGAGUGUAGCUCAGAGGACAUUCCUACUCUCCUGCAUUUUGCUGCCCAGCAUGGAUUACGAGAUCUGGCCUGUGCUCUACUGCAGUGUCCGGGAUCCCGGCAAGCCCUAAAGAUCUCCAACAGUCAUGGAAAUACACCGUUGAAUCUUGCACAUGCACAUGGGCAUGACCUCUACAUCCUCCUACGGGAGUCAUUGGUUUUUGAUGACAAUGAUGGCAACACUGACACCAGUGUAUAUGAGUUGAUGGGCAGAGCAGAUAAUCUUCGGGUGGGUGAUCAUAAUGAGGAACAUCAAGACAAUUACGAUGAGAAUCUCUAUACUCCUCUGGGUAGAAAUGAGGAAGAGUAUGACACCAUCCUUAGACCCAGCAGCCCUGUGGUAAUAGUGAACCGCCCCCCUGCACCGACCCCACGGCCUGAUUCACUUCCCACCCCGGAGAACAAGACUCCGUUCAUAGCACAAGUAUUCCAAAAGAAAAAGUCCCAAGGAGAUGCUGAAACACUAUACUCUCUUCCUGCUAGACAGGCGAGGCAGAGGGAUAGCAUCUCGUCCACGUAUGACACCUUUGUGCCCAGUCAGCCGCCAGGACUGGACGAGCUGAUCAAACUUCAGGAGGAGGUGAAGAUGGGCACUCUAAGUAUAGAUGAUGCUCUGGAUAGAUUCAAUGACUGGCAAAGGCUUCAGAAGGGAAUGGACAGCGUCCAACAGGAGAAAAUGCAGCAGUUGAGGGCAACAAUCAUCAGCAACAGAGAGGAUGAUGAAAGUGUCUAUGAUAAAAUCAGCAUUAUUCAUCACACGCCAACUGCACCUGCAAAUGAGUGUCGAAGAUCAAGUCAGCAACUGGACACAGAGUUCUACAGUAAACCACUUAAAGGACAGAAUUCAAAUUUCUUGAAGAAGGCAGACAAGCAGUAAAAUCAUCCUGUUUGAGGAUUUAAAAUGCUGCUCUGAAGAAAAGCAUUACACAGGAACUGAUACAUUGUAGGUUAUAUCAACACAGUACAAUUUGUAGCCAAACUGUGUUUUUUUUUUUUAGCGAAGUGGUGGCUAAUUUGUAUGAAUUUGUACAAUCCCAAAUUUGUUAGGGUUAGGGGUGGAACUUCAUGCUUCCUUUCUUUAUUUACUUUUUUUUUAAAUCAUGUUUUCAUAUAAAUCACUUCACAUUCAUACAAAAGUGCCAUCAAGUAAAAUAUUAUUUUUUUUUCAGAUGAGAUUUGGUUAGUUAGCAAUUAAAAAAAAAGACUAUAAUGACUCUUAUCAUAUCCCAAUAUUCACUAUUUUACUAUCCCACUAUUUGUUUCUUGUUUAAAUUUUACUUAAUGCUUCAUAACAUGAACUGCGAUUGACUUCUAAAGACUUUAGUAGAUCUUUUUAGCCUUCACAACCACUGCUUACUUUUACUUUUAUUACAAAUAUACUUUGUAUAUUAUUUGGACAACACAUUUAUCAUUUCUUGAAAAUGUUGUCAAAUGUAUUAUUUAUAUCCAAUAAAGAGCAUUAAAUGUGAGAUUCCACUAUAA